UUAACAUUUUAAUAAUCUUUAUUUUCUUUUCGUUAUUAAUUUCUGUUUGGCUGCUAAGAAAGUUUUCGUGAACUGAACAAAUUGUUAUCCACGUUCUAUUUCUUUUUAUAUGCAGUACUACGUGAUGUCAUUUAAUAAUCCUUAUUUUCUUUUUAACAUUUUCAUAAUCUUUAUUUUCCUUUUAACAUUUUCAUUUUCAUUAUCUUUAUUUUAUUUUCAUUAAUAUUAAUUUCUGUUUGGCUGCUGAGAAAGUUUUGUGAACUGAACAAAUUGUUAUCCACGUUCUAUUUAUUUUUAUGCGCAGUACGAAGUGAUGCCAUUUGAUAAUCUUUAUUUUUUUUUGUUAUAAAUUAUGUUAAUUAAUGAUGAUUAUAUAUAAAUAACAAGCACGCUCUUAAUUGUUUUUUUUCCUUCAAUUUUUUUAGGGCAAUGCAAAUUUUUAGUGUGUUUCUAGUUUUAGGAUGAGUGUUAGUCUUUACUUGAACUAAGAAUUUAUUUAUUUAUUGUUUUAGAUUUAGUUGAAAGAAUGAUUAAUUAGUAGUAGUAAUUAGCCUUUGUGCGCACAUGCGUGGCACGAAAAUCGAAGUUAUUGAAAUUGAUGGGAAUGUGGGUCCCGCCAUUUGAUGGCAGUGGAUUUUUCGUGUUCGUGCAUGGAUUUUUGUGCUGGAUAGCAAUGUUGAUUGCUUUUGAUUAAUGAUUAGUGGUAGUGAUUAGGUGAGAUUUUUGAUGUGCUUAUGGUGGGCGAUUUAAAGAUGGCUAGUAAUGUAGAGUUUUGAAUAGAUGUAAUGUUGAUAGUAAGGUAUUGUUUGUGUAUUGAUAGGUGAAUUUGGAAUCAAGGUUUGAAAAUAGUGAGGAAAGAUGUUGGAACCUGAAGAAGAGAGAGCGAUGAAGAUGGUACUUGAAGACGGGAUAAUGAAGACGAAGAAGAUUAUGGAAGGAAAUCAAGAAGUGAAUUUUACUAUUGAAGAAUACCAGAGGUUUCAUCAGUAUCCUCUAUGAAUACAUAUCUAAUUCUUUAAUGCAUUGUUGUUUGUUGUGUUUUUAGUUAAUGUUGCUUCAAUGGAUUAGAUACCCUUCACUACUUUGGUAGAUGUGUUUUUGACCUGCAUUCUGCUAGCUAUCGUAAUAACUCACAUUGGCUUCUUGAAAGAUUUGUUAAGAGCUUGGAAGAGAGCAUCAAUUCAGUGUACCAUGAGAAGCUCUCCAUCAAUUAGCAGUGAUGAAAGUCAAGUGGACAAAGCCAUUGAAUCAGGAUCAUCCGGUAUUGCCAUCUUUUGUGGACAAACGCGAUGCGCUUUUGUUGAGAGAACUCAUCUUGAUGUGGUCCAAUUACAAGAUGAUGACAAAGUGGCUCUGCAAAUUUUUUGAAUCCAUUGACCGCCACUUUGUCCCCAAUAUCUGUUAUUGUUCACUCAAUGACAUCUCAAAUAAUAACUUCCAUGACCUGGUUUUCAAGGAGUUUUAUGUCAAAUUCCAGGAUGUUGCAAUAUCAUUGAUCAAUCAAGAACGUAUGGGAUUGCACAUCGACUGCAGCUCGCUGAAAAAUGUUUUUCUUGUGUUUAUGGAAAUGCAUAAACAUACAGGAAUAGCGUAUUAUGAAGGUAUCGAGAGUGUUAUGCUAGAAGAAACCUCUAAUUACUACUGUCAAAUGGCUCAGCAGUGGCUAUCACAUGGUUCACCAGCGGAUUAUGUUCAAAAGGUUUACCGGUGCUUGGAACAAGAGGCAGAAAGAGCUGAUCGUUAUAUGCCCUCUGGUACACAACCCAAGCUAUUAAAGGUUGUCAAACAGCAAUUGGUUUAUGAAAUAUUGGACAAAUUGGUUGAAAAGAAAAGACUUGAGAACUGCGGCCUUGUUACAGAUUUUUAUCAGGAAAUGUUGUCAAAAUGUGCCAACAUGACUCUUCAAGAGGGAAGCUCAUGGACAACAGAAGAGUGGUUAUCUGCUUUGUUGACGUCAUCUUUGAUCUGUCCUUUGUCUUAGUUUUCUCGAUGGUGGUGCUUGGUGAGAUGUAUAGUGUUUUUUUUUUUGUAUGAUAUUUUGUCAUCCUUUUUUCUCCUGCUAAGCUAUAUUCUGUUCUGUGGGUGGAAGUCGAAGAUCUUUGACAUCUUCUCCUCAUGGAUCUUCAGACCGGACUUGGUGUGAUUAGUAUUGGGACUAUCUAUAUCAGUGCAUAUUCCAAGUAAUGUUCUGUCGUCUGGUCUGCUAUACUGGCAGAGAUUGAUCUGUUAUUUUCUUCGGACAUGGUCUGACCAAUAUUUUGUGUUAUUACAUGAUAAUAUGAUUUCUUCUUGCUA
This is a messenger RNA of Populus trichocarpa (black cottonwood), 2295 nucleotides long. Its product is annotated as putative cullin-like protein 2. Bases 1220 to 1981 code for a protein of 253 amino acids. NCBI's taxonomy places the organism in Eukaryota, Viridiplantae, Streptophyta, Magnoliopsida, Malpighiales, Salicaceae. Gene Ontology annotation, molecular function: ubiquitin protein ligase binding. The transcript is spliced from 8 exons. Gene Ontology annotation, biological process: ubiquitin-dependent protein catabolic process; protein ubiquitination. The record is from RefSeq and is a predicted model, not a curated record. Gene Ontology annotation, cellular component: cullin-RING ubiquitin ligase complex.